AUGCCUCUCUCCUCGCCUACUGCAUCCCCCUCCUCCGACUGCGAGGACCUUGCUGUGUCCGGCACGGGCACCCAUCAUUUGCCGCAGAGUCCGGCGAGCUCUGAUUUCUCGGGCAACGAUAAUAGCUUCGAUACGGCACGCCUCUCCACCAGCUCUCAGCCCACCAGUGUUGAAGACGAGGACGAGCACGAGCACGACAGCGAAGCGAAGGACAAGCGCUAUCAAGAGCUUGUCGCCCACUGGCCGUUUGCCCCGCGGAUUUUUGGCGACUUGGUCAAGCAACCGGACUUUCCAGUCCUCCCUGGCGCCCUUGUCAAGGUACCCGACAUUUCGAAGGAAGAGUGGGAGAGCUUGAAGGCGCAGAUAGUGAAGAAGCACGAUAUACUGCAAUACUUUUGGUUCCGUUACGACAGCAACAUGCGUUCCCUGAUAGGGGGGGCCGCCUCAUAUAUCCACCAACUUUUCAUUCAGGGAAUGAAGAACUUCGUUACCAAACAUGUGGUACAACCGAUGGACAAGGACUACUCCCUGCCUGGCUCCAUCAUACUGGACGACGGUGCAAUGUUGUUAGUGCGGCGGGAUCACAUUGAAAUCCCCGACUACGUGCACGCCCGCCUAUUUCAGGUCGAAGGACCACAUUUCAAAGUAAGCUUAGACGUCUACGGAGUUGUGGUAGAGGUUGCCGGUCGCCAGACGUAUGAAGACGCGCUCAUCAGGACGGCGCAAGCGAUGGUGGUGGAGGGUGACGACGACGUAUCGAACAUCGCAUUCAUGGCACCCAGGCCACUGGCGGUUGGAGAGGAGGGACCCUCAGACACGCCUGUGGAGGGUGCCAGGACGCCGAUUGGUGGAGACGAGAUGCAUCAACGAUUCAAUCCGAAGGUCUUCAAGGCGGAGGGGGACCCGACGAGGGAACCCAUGUUCCUCUUCAGGCCGGAGCUCGCCACGUAUGAAGACAAUUUCGACCCUGACUACGACCCGGAUGUGCUCACCUCCCUGCCACCGCUGACCCGGUCAGCGCAGUCUUCGCCCAAAUUCAACAUUGAACAACCCGACCUUCCGAGACCGACUGAGCGCGAUUCCCUGCCCAUCUUCGACAACCCAGGCCAGACCGUGUCUGACGUUACGUUCAUCGUCGUGUCGAUCGAGGAGGGCAAGCAGGUGGCACCCGAGGGCGUCGACAUCAAUGUCACGCACUGGGUCGAGCUACCAUGUCCUCCGGACUGCAUCUCUGGAGGCUGGGCGACGCGAGGGAGGGUCUACGUAGGUCCCCUCCAAGUUUUCGUAUGGGCAUUCCAAGGUGCCAAGGACCACGAGGAACUAUGUGCACUUUACCAUGCAAAGUUAGACGCUUGGCUGAAGUCUGGGCGCUGCAUCCGGGUACAAAAGGUAUACCAGCCAGGCGAGGAGCAAGACCUGCACGACGAGUUCCAGAAGCAUUGGCAACGCUGCUUGCUUACCGUGCGCAAACACCUCGUGAAUCAAACCGUGGCGUGUACCGUGGCGAGCCUCCCGACUCUAGACAGCCAGCGGUACGCCGAGAAAAUCAAGGCCAACCCCCCAAAUGUGAGGGAGCCUGAGAUUCCGACGCCGUCGGAGAUGCUCUUUCCGAUCGCGGAGAGCGCUGCAUGGCGCACCGCCACGCAGCGGUUCAGCAAGGUGAACCACAAGCCGACCAAGUACGGCAUGGACGGCCUGGGCAACAACGGGAACAAUAACACCUUCGACGACCUGGGCGACUUUUCGGGCGCGAUCGCGUUGGGGGAAAACGUCAAAAGUAACCUCUGUACCGACAACGUGAAAGCCCUAGAGCAGAUCGCCAAGCAGCGGAAGCUGGAGGUGACCCGGGGCAAGAUCGUCGAGGCUCCUAUGGAGCCAUCCAUCGCUGAGGAGACGACAACCGGCACGGCGACCUCCAGUGGCUCCGAGUACGUACCGGGGUCCACUGCCACCGAUGCUAUGUCGUAUGGCAGUGACUAA
Messenger RNA from Fomitopsis serialis, 1980 nucleotides. RefSeq lists its product as uncharacterized. The record is from RefSeq and is a predicted model, not a curated record. Bases 1 to 1980 code for a protein of 659 amino acids. The transcript has 6 exons. Lineage: Eukaryota; Fungi; Basidiomycota; Agaricomycetes; Polyporales; Fomitopsidaceae.